AUGGUUUCGGGAGCGGCGGCUGUGGCAUUGCGCCGCGCCGCGCUGCUCCCCCAACGCGCCCUCGGCGUAGGAGCAAACGCCGGCUUCGGCUUCGCGGGAAUGCCGGUUGCUGCGCCGGCGCCCGCUUUCUCGUUUUUCCCUAUCCUCCCCGUCAGCGGCCCGAGCCGACAGACGACCCGACCGUUCUCUUCCGAUCUCGGUGUCCGAAAGGGCCCCUCGAUACCCCCAGCACCCUCGCCGACUGUCCUCUCUAAUACCGCUGCGCGGCUCCCUCUUGGAUCUCGACAAUGCCUGGCCCAACCCCGCUGGGCGUCCCCAGCCAACAGCAUUCGCCAACUCUCGAUGACACGCCCGGCCCUCCAGCAAAAGGUUGUGCCAAAACAGGACACGGCCAGCAUUGGCAAGAAGGAUUCAGAGUCCCAGGACUCACAAGAGAAAGAUGUCGACCAGCAUCUCAAGGCCCACGGUUUCCAGAGAAGUGCAAAGGCAGCCAAAGCCGCUCAGAUCAACAUGAGCGCGCGGCUCUCUAAAGAAGGCGUUGGUGCGCGGGGCAAACCCGGCACGUCCGAGAUCUGGCGGCUUGUUAAGAUUGCGCGACCGGAGCUUCGUUGGCUGGGUGCAGCCUUCUUUCUCCUGCUCAUCUCGUCCGCCGUCACAAUGUCGAUUCCCUUCUCCGUCGGCCGGAUUAUGGAUCUCUCCACCCAGGGCUCGUUUGACGAGGUGGAGAUCUUUGGUCUCAGCCUUCGACAGUUCUUCUUCGGCCUGGCUGCGGUAUUGACCAUUGGCGCCACGGCUAACUUUGGACGGAUUAUUCUGCUGCGCAUCGUUGGCGAGCGCGUCGUGGCCCGGCUGCGUACCCAGCUUUACCGUCGAACAUACGUCCAAGACGCUGAGUUUUUCGACGCCAAUAGGGUCGGUGAUUUGAUCUCGCGGCUGAGCUCCGAUACCGUUAUUGUCGGCAAGAGCAUCACCCAGAACAUGUCGGACGGCCUGCGAUCCCUCGUCAGCGGCGGAGCUGGGUUCGUCAUGAUGGCCUGGAUGAGCCCGAAGUUGACUUCCCUCAUCUUGGUCAUGGUCCCUCCCAUGGCGGUCGGCGCUUUCCUAUAUGGCCGCAGUAUCCGAACGCUUAGCAGGCAGAUCCAGAAAAACGUGGGAUCCAUGGUCAAGAUUGCGGAGGAACGCCUGGGCAACGUCAAGACCAGCCAGGCUUUUGCUGGCGAGGUUCAGGAAAUACACCGCUACAACAAGCAGGUCAGGAAGAUCUUUGCGCUCUGUAAGAGAGACGCGUUCCUCUCUGGAACAUUCUUUGCAACCACGAGCUGGGGCGGAAAUAUGACCAUCGUGGCUAUGUUGAUCGUUGGAGGAAACCUGGUCCGCAGCGGAGCCCUGUCUCUCGGCGACCUCACAUCGUUCAUGAUGUACACCGUCUUUGCAGGAUCCAGUCUCUUUGGGCUCAGCGGUUUCUACUCCGAGUUGAUGAAGGGAGUCGGCGCCGCAAGCCGUCUGUUUGAGCUCCAGGACCGCCGGCCCACAAUCCACCAGACCGUUGGCGUCAAGGUCACAUCCGCUCAGGGCCCGAUCAAGUUUUCCAACGUCACGUUCGCCUACCCUACCAGACCGGCCGUCAACAUUUUCAACGGCUUGGAUUUCGAGAUCCCUUCAGGCGCAAAUGUCUGCAUUGUGGGACCUUCGGGUGGCGGCAAGUCAACUGUGGCGUCUCUUCUGCUACGUUUCUACAACCCGACUGUCGGGUCCAUCACUAUCAACGGGGUCGAUAUUUCCAAGAUGAAUGUCAAGUCUCUCCGUCGUCGCAUCGGAAUGGUCGCGCAGGAGCCCGUCCUCUUCUCUGGUAGCAUUGCCGAGAACAUUUCGUACGGUAAGCCGACAGCCACGCGUGGCGAGAUCAUCGCGGCCGCCCAGAAGGCCAACUGCGGCUUCAUCAGCGACUUCCCCGACGGCCUCGAGACCCAGGUGGGCGCGCGUGGUGCGCAGCUCUCAGGCGGCCAAAAGCAGCGCAUCGCCAUCGCCCGCGCGCUGCUCAAAGACCCGGAUAUCCUCCUGCUAGACGAGGCGACCUCCGCUCUCGACGCCGAGUCCGAGACGCUCGUCAACUCGGCCCUGGCCGCGCUGCUCGCUGGCCGCAGCACCACAAUCUCGAUCGCCCAUCGCCUGUCGACUAUCAAGCGCUCUGACCAGAUCAUCGUGCUCUCCAGCGAAGGCACCGUUGCCGAGGUCGGCAGCUACACCGCGUUGAGCGCUGACAAGAACAGUGCUUUCAGCAAGCUGAUGGAGUGGCAGAUGAGCGGGGGUGAUGUUCCCGCUGAGCAAAGACCGUCGAGUGCUGUCCCUAGGAUCACAGAGGUGGAGGAGAUUGAGGCCCGGUUGGAGGAAGAGGAGGACCAUGAAGAGGAUCACGAGGAGGAUCAUGAAGAGACGCAUGACGAAGAGGUGAAAGAGAAAAAGGACCGUUAA
Molecule: messenger RNA, 2472 nt
Organism: Dichotomopilus funicola
Lineage: Eukaryota; Fungi; Ascomycota; Sordariomycetes; Sordariales; Chaetomiaceae
Product: ATP-dependent permease MDL1, mitochondrial
Exons: 1
Coding region: 1-2472 (823 amino acids)
Biological process (GO): oligopeptide export from mitochondrion
Cellular component (GO): mitochondrial inner membrane
Molecular function (GO): ATP binding; ABC-type oligopeptide transporter activity; ATP hydrolysis activity
Source: RefSeq, a predicted model, not a curated record